Messenger RNA from Verruconis gallopava, 3042 nucleotides. RefSeq lists its product as uncharacterized. Gene Ontology annotation, molecular function: potassium ion leak channel activity. The transcript has a single exon. NCBI's taxonomy places the organism in Eukaryota, Fungi, Ascomycota, Dothideomycetes, Venturiales, Sympoventuriaceae. Gene Ontology annotation, biological process: stabilization of membrane potential; potassium ion transmembrane transport. The record is from RefSeq and is a predicted model, not a curated record. The coding region runs from base 381 to 2912 and encodes 843 amino acids. Gene Ontology annotation, cellular component: membrane.
GACUGACCGGCUGAGUUUUUGUGUUCAUCGUCUUUCUAAGGCCUGGCCACGGCGGAUGCGUUCGCCCCUACUUUUCCUAUAUCUUACAUUCUUGGCUCUGUUCUUCAGCUGACAGUUCCAUCGUUCCACUUCUGGUUUCAAUAUCCCAGGCUGAUUUCGAAAUCAACGCUGAGAACGUGUCUUAAACCUUUUCGAUUGUGCUCUGUGACCUUGCGCAUCUGUCGCUGCUUCCACCAGCGAUGCUACAAUAAAACAGCGCGCUGCCUGUUUAUGCGCGGUUGUGUGUUUGGUAGCACUCUCACGGACUGAGACGACUGCGGACCUCCCAGGCUGAGCCGAUCGACUGAUGGAGACGGAAAGCGCACGCGAGAUCCUGAGACAUGGACGGCGAGAUCGAGCCUGCUGCACGUACGACUAUUCACAAGGACAACAAGAAUGAUAGAAAUGAGGACGACGAGGACGGAGAAAAAGACGGGACCAAGGACGGAAUCAAUGGCAACCAACAGCCUUCGGAGAUGAUAGACCCGGAUUACGUGCGCAGGGUUGACUUUGAGGCCCAUGGGAAACAAGCCAUACAGCCCAGGUCGACUGAGGACAACGCGCUUCGAAAGUCUGACUCUGACGUGUCCCUGAAUGGUGGUUUCUCAUGGGUGAAAACGUGGUGGAAGUUCAGGAUGCGCGGCUUCGACGACGACCUCGAGCGCGACUGGUGGUUCGCAUCAACUGCCAUUCCACUCUUGUCCGCAACCGUGGCACCGCUUGCGAACGUACUCAGCAUCGCGGCCCUGGUCACAUACUGGCGUGAGGACCUCAGCGACGGCAACGGCGGCGUGCUGCCGGAGCUGCAGGGCACCCCAUUUCGCGACCCCAGGUGGUGCUACUGGCUUAACGUCGUGUCGCUCAUCUGCGGCUUCAUCGGCAACAUCUUCCUUCUCUUUAACUUCACCGGCCGUGUGCGCUAUAUCGUCGCCCUGCCAGCGUCUAUUGUCUUCUUCUACUUGGCCACCGGCAUCCUCACCGCUAUCACCUUGUGCAUGCACAUCUACUUCGCCCCUGUUGCCCCGUACGAAACGUAUACGCAGGGAUUCUGGUACGCUGUCAUAGCAACCAUAUUUUACUUCCUCAUCUCCAUGCUACUCAUGAUCAACAUGCUUGGCUACUUUCUAGGUCACUACCCGCAGCAGUUCGAUCUCACGGACUCGCAGCGGACUCUUAUCCUGCAGACAAUGCUGUUCUUUAUCUGGUUAGCAGGAGGCAGCGCUGUCUUCUCCCACGUGAUGACAACGGACGUCGAUGGUGAUGGACCAUGGAACUUUGUGAAUAGUCUCUACUUCUGUGACGUGACCAUCCUGACAGUUGGAUUCGGCGACAUGUACCCGAACAACAACGUCAGUCGAGGCUUAGUGUUUCCAUACUCCGUGGGAGGCAUUAUCUUCCUUGGCUUGGUAAUCAGUUCGAUUUCGAAGUUCGCGAGCGAGCUCAGCGAGGACAAGGUCAUUAAGAAACACGUCGAACGGACCAGAAAUCGGACAGUUUCUCAAGCUAUCAGCGAGCCGGAGGAGAUCGAACGCAUCACCUCCCGCGCAGACGCCGUCGUUUCACACGGAGGCCAACACGUCAAGAUCUCGGGCCCACUGAACCCAAGGAGACUACUCAACAUUAGUGAGAACAUUGGUCUUUCUGUCUACAACCGACAAGAUCACAAGAAUAUAGCGCUUCACCAACGCAGGAGAUCGUCGGCCUCGCAUAUACCCCAUCCCGUGAGGAGACGAACGAAAUUAUUCGACGCCGCAACAUAUCAGGCAAAAAAGUUAGUCAUCCUUCGAGACGAAAAAGACCGGUUCAACGCUAUGCGCAUGAUCGAGGAGCAGACGCAGCGAUUCAAACGCUGGUACGCGCUCUUUCUAUCUGUCAGCUCAUUUAGCCUCCUCUGGGUCGUGGGUGCUAUUGUCUUUUGGCAAUGCGAGAAGGGGGCCCAGGAUAUGACCUACUUCCAAGCCCUCUACUUCUGUUAUGUAUCACUGCUCACCAUCGGCUACGGCGACCUUGCGCCUAAAUCCAAUCCGGGACGGUGCUUCUUCGUUGUGUGGUCCCUCAUUGCCGUUCCUACGAUGACCAUCCUCAUCAAUGACUUGGGAGCCACUGUCAUCUCCUCGUUCAAAAAAGGCACCUUCCGCUUCGCAGACUUUACACUGCUUCCAAAAAAGGGCGUGUGGCGCGAGUGGUUGGAGUCCCACCCAAAGAUAUUCAGAUACCUCCAGCGUAGAAAGGAGGAGCGUGAGAUGAAGAAGCGCAUCAAAGAGGGAAUGAAGUUUCCGGGAGAAUACAAUGGAGGGCUUAUCGAUGUGGACGCAGAAGCAGCGGGGUUGCGCCCUGAUCUCGAGACGCUCUCCCGAGAAGUGGAGGACGAUGUCGAGAGGAAGCACACCGAGUCUGAGGAGGUACUCGCCCGCCGCUUGGCCGUCGCCAUUCGCAGCGUAGCUGCGGACCUUAAGAGUGAGCCUCCCAAGCGGUACAGCUUCGAAGAGUGGGCAGAGAUCACGCGUCUUAUUAGAUUCACGUCUCACGGAGACGACCUUGCGAUCGAGGAAGAAGAAGAGGGUAUCUUGGAGUGGGACUGGCUGGGUGAGAACAGCCCAAUGAUGGUCGGACAGUCCGAACCGGAGUUUGUCCUUGACCGGCUGUGCGAGAGCCUUGGUCGGUACAUGCGUAGAGUUGAACGGGCCAAGAAGAAAUUGCACAUCGGCGAGGGCAUAAAUCUCAAUCGGAGUGACGACAUUGACGAAAUUCUGGAGCAGCAGGACAAGCAAGCCAUGGACGGCCCAGCGGCGGAUGAGGUAGUUGUCGAAGAUGAAAACAGCAGCAGCAGGGAUCUAAGGGCUAGUGGAGGGAACGGCGUUGAUUUAGCAUGAAGAUGGGAUGAUGAAGAAGGUGACGUGCGAUAUUACAAAGGGAUCAGCAUUUUGUUGCGCUGUACAUAUAGAUGCUCACACAUAUUUCUCUUCGGAUAUGUAACUUUUAAAUUCAAUGAUUCUGUGGAAA